AUAUCACUGAUGUAUGAGUGAUAACCAGGAGCUCGCCUCAGACAAAACAAAUCAUUUUCGGCUUAGUCUGCGAGCAUCACGUUGAAACAGUUGAAACAAUUUAAAAGAAGUAAAAAUGGCUUGGGAUAACUGUACGGAAUUCACGAAUUUCAGCAAUUGCGGGGUGAACACAAGCAAUGGUGGCACAUGUGAGAUUAUCCAAUCUUGGGCUAUCGUUAUGAUAACGGCUAAUGUAAUAUCAACACUUGUCGGCGGUGUGGGAAACAGCCUUGUUUGCAUAGCCGUGUGGAAAACGGCAUCGUUGCACACCGCUAUAAAUUAUUAUAUGGCGAGUCUUGCAGUCGCUGAUCUUAUAGUUACCGUGCUGUGUCAGCCACUGAUGGUUGGUGUCAUCGCCGGCCGACUCUCUGGUGAUCUGGGGUGUCACAGCACGUUGGAUAAAGUGUAUCGCGCUAUUGGUAAUUUCUCGUGCGCUGCCUCGUUUUUCCAUUUGUGUUGCAUAAGUUUAGAGCGACUUCUGGCUAUUGUAAGGCCCAUAAAUACAAUCAGCGGUGUUCAUCAUAAACGCUUUAUAUUCCUGGCGUCAGCAAGUUGGCUUAUAGCGCUAAUAUAUUCUGUCUUACGUGUCACGGUGAGCCGUAAAGGAACCUCGUAUUUUUCAGCAGCAAGUUUUGCCAUCGGCUACGUGUGGAUCAUCCUAUGUUACAUAAUAAUACUCGUGUUUCUCGCCAUUCAAGCGAAGCGACAAGCCGCGCUCACGUUAAGCGAGAAAAAGCAUCGAAAAAACGAAAAGAAAAUCACAGUGACGAUGGUGUUAGUGAUCGCCUGUUUCACGACAAUGUGGCUGCCGUUUUUCUGCUUUCGUUUGAGCAGCAAUCCUAGGCUAAACAGUGGUUUUGUUUACGAGCUUGCGAUCACUAUGGCGUUCUGUAACUCUUCGUUCAACGCGAUUAUUUACUCGUUUCGUAACAGAAAGUAUCGAAAAGCUUUCAAAGGUUUUCUCUUCAGAAACUAUCGCUUGGUUAACCGCGGCACCACAGGAACGACGGCUCGUACGUCGUCGCCUUCUCGGAAAUCGUCGUCUAACGUAUUGAAACCAACGACGUCAUUUCCAAUGGAGGACAGUCCGUUCAACAGCCGUUCAAAGACCUCAGGUACAGGAAGUGAAGGAUCAUUAAAUGUGGUUUAGAAAUCUGGAACGUGGCUGAAAACUAAUUAUAUUUUGCUAUAUCUAAAAGCGAAAUGUCCAUAUUUUCAUUAUUUAUUAAAUAAUGGAGGCUAAAGUUGAGAAUUUUCCUCCAUGAAUGGCAAAACUGUUUUGCAAUUGACAGACAGUCAUAGACGGAACGAAAAUAAUGUCGUUUAGUUUAAGGAUGGUGUUGCCUGAACGCAGGCUGUUUCCUAAUUAGCAUAAUGACCGUCGAUUUUUAAUGUUAUGAGAUUAUAAAAUAGAUAUUAAAUAUAAAUA
This is a messenger RNA of Dendronephthya gigantea, 1468 nucleotides long. RefSeq names its product trace amine-associated receptor 9-like. Gene Ontology annotation, biological process: chemical synaptic transmission; G protein-coupled receptor signaling pathway, coupled to cyclic nucleotide second messenger. NCBI's taxonomy places the organism in Eukaryota, Metazoa, Cnidaria, Anthozoa, Malacalcyonacea, Nephtheidae. The transcript has a single exon. The record is from RefSeq and is a predicted model, not a curated record. Gene Ontology annotation, cellular component: membrane; dendrite. The coding region runs from base 116 to 1189 and encodes 357 amino acids. Gene Ontology annotation, molecular function: G protein-coupled serotonin receptor activity; neurotransmitter receptor activity.